GUCAGCCACCACCAACGGCCACGAUUGCUUUUUCCCUCCUUCAUUCUUCCAAGCUCACAAGGCUGCUCUCUGUCCCGAUGGAUUCUCAACCACCAUCGUGGGCUGCCCGGCUUGCCAUAGAGAGCGGCUUCCAUGCCAUUGCCGCCUCGAGCCGGGAUGUCAAGCUCCUCUGUCUGCAGCGGUUCGUCCGCCUGUACGCGUACGGGGCUUCGUUCCUGAUCCUUGCGCAGUUCUUGUCCAGCAUGGACUUCUCUGACGAUCAGAUUGGUCUGUUCAUGACGCUGACCCUCCUCGGCGACGUGGUCCUCAGCUUCGUAUUGACGGCCGUCACCGACGCCGUUGGUCGCCGGCGCGUGCUGGCAGUGGGCGCGCUCAUGCUGGUCCUGAGUGGCGCCGUGUUCGCCUUUGUCGAUAACUACUGGGUGCUGCUCCUUGCAAGCAUCGUCGGCGUCAUCAGCCCCGGCGGCAACGAGAUUGGGCCGUUCCGCGCCAUCGAGGAGUCGGUGCUUGCUCAACUGACACCCCAGGAUCAACGCAGCGACAUAUUCGCCUGGUACACGCUCUUCGGAACAGCUGGCACCGCAUUGGGCACCUUGACCUGCGGCUGGAUGGUGCAGGGUUUGCAGAGUCUUGACGACUGGACGGACAUUGCUGCUUACCAGGCCGUGUUCCUUGUCUACGCGGCUUUGGGACUCGUCAAAUGUGUCAUCAACAUGAUGCUGUCUUCUGCCGUCGAGGCCGAGCCGCUGCAGCAUUCCCAUCAGGAAGCAGACCCAGAGUCGGAAGCAGGACUGCUGCCGGAUGAAGAGACAAGGCUCCUGCCAGACGCGGAUUCCGGAAGCUGUGCCGAAGCAGAGCCCACGCCCACAAGUUCAUCAGCGCAACGGGGGAAACCAUCGCCUCCGCCCCCCACCCUCGGGCAACGUGCCAGGUCUCUCAUCCCGAACAUAUCGCCCGCAUCGCGAGCCAUCCUAUGGCGAUUGCUCAUCCUCUUCGGCAUGGACUCGUUCGGGUCCGGCAUGGCCUCCCCGUCAUGGCUCACGUACUUCUUCACGACGGUUCAUUCACUGCAGCCGGGCACCUUAGGAACUCUGUUCCUCGUCACAAACCUGAUCGCUACCGUUUCCAAUCUGGCUGCCCUGCCCUUGGCCCGCCGCAUCGGCCCUCUCCGAACCAUGGUAUUCACCCAUCUGCCCUCCUCCGUCUUUCUGGCUGCCAUCCCGCUCCCAGCUCCAUCGUCGCCUGCUGGGACCUGGACCGCCAUGGCCUUCCUUGCCCUGCGCGCUUGCACUUCAAACAUGGAUACGGCGCCCAGGCAGACCUUCCUCGCGGCGGCCGUCCUCCCUGCUGAGCGAACCGCAGUCCUCGGCGUUGUCAACAUCGUCAAGACGCUGGCACAGGCCGGAGGUAUUGGUUCCACCGGCCUGUUCGCGGAGAGGUCCCUGUGGGUUGUGGCUCUUGGGGGCGCUGGGCUGAUGAAGGCUUCUUAUGAUCUAUUUAUGCUAUGGAUGUUUGUACAUCUCAAGUAAUGGGAUGGUAGGAAGAGUCGAACACGACGCCUGGGCUCCGCGGCCUCGCCAAGUAGUAGCUGGUGCGUGAUCCACGAUGGCGCCGAAUCCUGCUUACCAGGCGGCUAGUCUAUCCCGUGUAUAGUAAGCAUUUUAUAGAUAGAUAUGUGGUGGGUAGGCCCUGGAUUAACAGACGUCAUCUGCUGUCGAGGAUAUAUGGCGCCUGUCCUGGCCGUCUCACGGAUAAUCCCUUGGGAUCAUAGCCCCGAGGACGAACUGGCUGUUGUGUCUAGGUUGAGUUGGCUUAAUCUCGGGUUCGUUGUGCCUAAUCUCGGGGUGGGUUGCGUUCUAUGGACAGAUAUUGCCAAAUAGUCUUGAGAAUCUCGGUCUAUCAAUCAGCUGCC
Molecule: messenger RNA, 1912 nt
Organism: Microdochium trichocladiopsis
Lineage: Eukaryota; Fungi; Ascomycota; Sordariomycetes; Xylariales; Microdochiaceae
Product: major facilitator superfamily transporter
Exons: 1
Coding region: 78-1529 (483 amino acids)
Biological process (GO): transmembrane transport
Cellular component (GO): fungal-type vacuole membrane
Molecular function (GO): transmembrane transporter activity
Source: RefSeq, a predicted model, not a curated record